Messenger RNA from Pestalotiopsis fici W106-1, 1164 nucleotides. RefSeq lists its product as uncharacterized. Lineage: Eukaryota; Fungi; Ascomycota; Sordariomycetes; Amphisphaeriales; Sporocadaceae. The record is from RefSeq and is a predicted model, not a curated record. The coding region runs from base 1 to 1164 and encodes 387 amino acids. The transcript has 3 exons.
AUGCGCCUUUACGUGGGACGGCCACGACAUUUGGGGAUCGGUCGUUUUAUUCAAUCUAUGCGGGCUAAAUUGAACGAUUGGUUUGACAGCUUGCCGGCAGAGAUCAAAUUGGACACUGCCCUCCUCCAAACAUAUUUGCCAGCAAUCUGCUCUAUCGAGCCAGCUAGAUUCUUCUCUACCGCAUAUUCAUCCCAAACAUUCUCCCUGCCCCCACUGCCGCCCCCAUCAACCUCAUGUACCAGGCCUCGAGAGCCUGUACCACAAAGGCAGAGGAGACACAGGCUCCUCGGACUUUACUCCAAGUCAUUUGUUUUGCAAAACAUGACCUACAUCAUGACAUGGAGCAUUUAUUCUGCCGCCAACAUUAAUGAGGUUGACUUUCUUGGUAAUGACACUGAUAUUACUGCGCCUGGUGCGAGGCUCAGCAUGUCCAUGUACGUGCUGGAACAGUGUAUACCGCAAAUGCCCGGGACAAAGCGUUCGAUAGAGAUUCUGAAGUAUCACCACCUGCCGCGCCCGCGAUCGAUCGCCAGCACGAAGCACGGCAUUUCGAGGUCAUUCCCAGAGUCAUCGUCCGUGGCGGACGUCGACGAGGAUGGCGCUCGUAAGCUGAGGCGGCCGAGAUCAACGUCCAUCCAAGUAUCGACAACUACGGCACAACAGCGUGAAUCCUUACUCGAAGACGCACAGAUGUGUCUGUCGUCGAUCAUUGACAGUGCACCAUCGACGGAUUCAGAGAGCCUACUCAGAUCGAUGUCUUCUAGUCAUGCACAGCAAACAGAAGUUGAUAUAUCCAACGCCGCGGCACCCCUUGCUCUACUGCCUAGCUAUAGUGGCCAGAAAAUAUCAUUCGGCUCAGAGGAGGACCAGAUACAAAGCUGGAUCCGCGUUGAUACGGCCCCCCUGCCCACCGAGGAGUGUCCUGCCGGAUCAUCCAAGGCUGCCCAACCGCAGACAUAUCCCGAAACGGAUGAUUGGGGCACACUGUAUUCGCUGCUUACGGUUCAAGACGUACCCGAUGUAGACACCAUGUUUGCAGCAAAUGGCCUCGAACAGACAGAUCUCAGCCAGGGUGUCAUGGCGGUACCGUCGUUUGUUGAGUCCGAAGUUACAGGUCAUCAGAUUGAUCCUUGGGCUGCGUUUUUUGAUGAGAAUAUGGAGUGA